GAGGGAAGAUGAAAGAGUUCUAACUUCAGCUGGGGCUUGCCAUGGAAGACUCAGAAGGACAUCACUUUAGCUCAGUGGAAGAGGAGUCUAGAUACUGGAAGGAACUGGCCAUGAAGUAUAAGCAGUGUGCUGAGACUACACAAGAGGAACUGCGUGAGUUCCAGGAAGGGAGUCGAGAGUAUGAAGCUGAACUGGAGGCUCAGCUGCAACAAACAGAGUCCAGAAACAGAGACCUACUGUCAGAAAAUAAUCGUCUGCGAAUGGAGCUCGAGUCAGUUAAGGAAAAGAUUGAAAUGCAGCAUUCAGAAGGAUACAGGCAGAUCUCCGCACUGGAAGAGGACCUGGCGCAGACAAAGGCUAUUAAAGAUCAACUUCAGAAAUACAUUCGAGAACUUGAGCAAGCCAACGAUGACUUGGAACGAGCAAAAAGAGCCACUAUAAUGUCUUUGGAGGAUUUUGAACAGCGUCUAAACCAGGCUAUUGAAAGAAAUGCCUUUCUGGAGAGUGAGCUGGAUGAGAAGGAGAAUCUCCUGGAGUCUGUGCAGCGCCUGAAAGAUGAAGCUAGAGAUCUACGACAAGAGCUUGCUGUGCAGCAGAAACAAGAGAAACCCAAAACACCAAUGCGAACCACUAUGGAAACAGAAAGAACAGACACAGCAGUGCAAGCUUCCUUAUCUGUGCCUUCUACCCCUUCGGUACACCGGGCACCCAACAUGAACAUACCCACUCCUGGGACAUUUAGAAGAGGUUUUGAGGACGGUUACAGUACAACCCCUCUUACACCUGCUGCCAGAAUAUCUGCACUUAACAUUGUGGGAGACUUGCUGCGGAAAGUAGGGGCUUUGGAGUCCAAACUUGCUUCUUGCAGGAACUUUGUCUAUGACCAGUCCCCAAACAGAACCACGGUGUCCAUGUAUAUGAACAGAGAUGUCCUUGAAACACGCCUGAGUCCUCACCAGCCUCUCUGUGAUGCAGGGUUAGUGAAACGUCUGGAGUUUGGAACACGGCCUUCAAAUAUUUCAGGGUCAAUGGGCCAUCCCUCACAAGGUGUUGUCAAGAUGCUGCUGUGAAAAGACUGUCUGACUUAGGAAAAGAAUAUAUAAAUAUAUGUAUUUUAAACUUUAGUUUUAAAGAGAAUACUAACGAGCAACCAGGCAUCAUCAUAAGGGUAGGUGAAAACAGAACAAGAAGCUGCAAUUGGCACUGGUCUCCUGUGCUCUUGCCCAGUGUGGCCUCUCAGCUGACUUGUGUGGCUAGUGUGAUGAAGCAGUGCUGCCUGCCAGCACAGUACUUGAAAUUGCGUCCUAUGGCAAUUACUCUAAAUAGCUCCUUGAAGGUCACUUCUCUGACACUGUCAAAGCCAGUGCCCCUGUAUCUGUGGCAGAGGCAGUAUUCCCUGUGCAGGUCCUCAGGCUUUUGCUUUUAAUAUGGCACCAUGAUAUUCAAACUAGAAUUGUAACUGUGCUGGCUUUCUGGCUUGAGUGUUGUAUGCCUCAGUCCUUCAGAUUAGAGGAGAUUUAUAUAUAUAUAUACACACUGCACAUAUACUGCAAAGCAGGAGAUUUUGCACUGGCUUAACAUACAGACAAUUCAUUUUGCAGUGUACAAAGCCUGGCUGUUGUAGGAAGCAAGAGACUGAUCAACUUGCUAGUUCUAAUAU
Molecule: messenger RNA, 1660 nt
Organism: Nothoprocta perdicaria
Lineage: Eukaryota; Metazoa; Chordata; Aves; Tinamiformes; Tinamidae
Gene: NDE1
Product: nudE neurodevelopment protein 1
Exons: 8
Coding region: 42-1070 (342 amino acids)
Biological process (GO): mitotic centrosome separation; cell migration; establishment of mitotic spindle orientation
Cellular component (GO): kinesin complex; centrosome; kinetochore
Molecular function (GO): microtubule binding
Source: RefSeq, a predicted model, not a curated record